CCAGCAUGUAUUUGUAAAUUAUCUUAGCAAUAUAUAUUGAUCAAUGAUUAUUGAUGUUUGACGAACUUUCAGUAUAGACACUUUAAUUCAAUUAUUGUAAGCAAUAACACCAUAAAACUUUGAUGAAUGUAAAACAUUGUAUUAUUUGAACAAAUUUAUAAUCAUUGUAAAUUAGUUUUGAAUUUUAAAGUUUAAUUGGUUAUAGAAAUUUUGUAUUCCAAAACAUAUAAAUGUACAGUACUGCCAAAAGAAAGAAAGAUGGCGAAAAGAGAGGGAUUUUUCCAGAAAUAGCACCUUUAAAAAAAAAUUUACAAAAAUAGCACCCAUGUAAAAAAAAUUCCACUAAUAGCACCCUUUUUAAUAGAACGCACCUUGUAGAUGCGUUUUACAUAUAAAUCGCACCCUACAAGUGCGUUUUAUAAAUAGAUCGCACCCUACAAGUGCGUUCCAAAAAUCUGGAAUCAAAUCGCACUUUAGCCAAGCGAUUUUUGGUCUGACCUAGUAAAAUCGCAUGGCCAAAAUGCGAUUUAGGUCUGACCUACUAAAAUCGCAUGGCCGAGGUGCGAUUUAGAGCCAGACCUAGUAAAAUCGCAUUCCUGGGGUGCGAUCUGUUUCUGCCAGACAAAAUCGCACCAUGAGAAUGCGAUUUUAACAUGCAAACCGCACCUUAAAGGUGCGGUUUUGGUCAAUCAAUUUCCGACAUGCAUGCAGACGUUACAGACGUGGGUCUGCAUGGGCCUGCAUGGCAGACGAAAAUCGCAUCUCUAAGGUGCGGUUUUCAUCAAGAUUUUGCCUAUAAAAGGCCUCCCGGACAACCAUUUCUCUUCACACCUCUCCUUCUCACUUCCCUUUUCAAUUUUCAGUUGUAGCUCUAUAUUUCUUUAGUAGUUUUGCGAUUAACGUUAACUCGUAAGUUGAUUUAGUAUUACAUAUUUCUUUAGUAGUUUUGCGAUUAACGUUAACUCGUAAGUUGAUGUAGCUCUAUAUUUCUUUAGUAGUUUUGCGAUUAACGUUAACUCGUAAGUUGAUUUAGUAUUACAUAUUUCUUUAGUAGUUUUGUGAUUAACGUUAACUCGUAAGUUGAUUUAGUAUUACAUAUUUCUUUAGUAGUUUUGUGAAUAACGUUAACUCGUAAGUUGAUUUAGUAUUACUUUGUAUUGUUAAUUUUUAUUUUUGAUUUUUAUGAUAUUAACUUAACUACGGUUUUAUCGCAGAUGGCAUUCCAAAAGUUCACGCUUGGCUUACGGUGGAAUGGUUACACGGAAGAGACCGGAAAGGGUGCCACCUACGUAGGUGGCAAUUUUCAGAAGAUAAAGGUCGCUACCAGACCGCGACUUGAAGACCUCCAUCAAAUGUGCACUAACGUUACUUGCAUGGAUGGCACGAGAAGAGUUGAUCGUAUGGUGUACCGAUAUCCAAACAGAGAAAGUGGGUCAUUGUGGCAUGAGGAAUAUCUCAUAACCACUCAAGAUGAGGUAGAUUCCAUGCUCGAAUUCAUGAGGUCCAACAAUCUUUCCAAAGCCGAGAUGUUCGUUUACACCGAGCCGGUCGUAGGCGUUGGAGGUCAUUUUGGACACGGUCAAACAUCUGGUAUCCAUGGUGGAGGUGAAUUAUAUGGCGAUCAUCCCUACCAAAGUUACCAUGAUCCUCAUUCAUAUUUUCAGUACCAAGAGCAAGGUGAAGGUCAUCAUCAAUCAUAUGAAGAGGAAGUUCAACCGGACCGGCCCAACCAACCUCAGUACAACUUCCACUCAGGCAGCGGUAGUUUUCACAACUACCAUUAUGGAGCUGAUGAAGGUGCCUUUCAUGAGCUGGAUCAGAUGGAGGAUGUCAUGCCAGCACCAGUCAGUGACCCCUCCGAUGAAGAAGGAGAGAACAACGUUAGUGCAGACAGCUCCGACCCUCUUGAAGGUGUUGAUGAUUCCGGACCAGAGUCAGACUCAGCUGAUGAUGAUGAGGGGGCUCGUGACCGUGUACCAGUCCCCUACUACAAUCACAUUCCAGACGACAAUUGGAUGGUCGACAGCGACAUGGAGCCGCCAGAGGUCCCAAUAUGGGGUCCACUCACUGGGUUUAUGAAGGGCCAACAAUUUGGCUCGAAGAAGGAUGUGCGUCACGCCAUUGAGACAGAAGCAAUGACUCGGCAUUUUGAAUGGCUCACAACUCAUUCCAACACUAAAAGGCUCUUAGUCAGAUGCCGUAAUCAUCACGAGGGGUGCCAUGUCAGGAUUCGGGCCAUCAACAGCAAGAGACACGGUUGCUGGGUCAUAUCCCGUGCGGUGAACACACACACAUGUGUGUCAUCCAUAACUUCCCAAGGCCAUCGACAGUUGAAAUCCAGGGUGGUUGCUGCGGCUAUCAAACAUCUAAUUGAGCAAGAGCCAGACCUAAAGGUGAAAGUCAUAAUCGCUGACAUUGCAAGUCGUUAUGGUUAUAUGAUUAACUACAAGAAGGCGUGGCAUGGAAAGCAGAAAGCUCUGGCCGCCGUCUUUGGUGAUUGGGAAGAAUCAUAUGCAUUCCUUCCCAGGUUAAUUUUGGCAUUGGAGGCGUCUAACCCUGGCACGGUUUUCUCCCCUCGAUACCAAGAUGAAGAGAUACAACCCCCAGAGCCAGGUAACAAGCGCCAUUUCAGACGACUUUUCUGGGCUUUCAAGCCAUGUAUUGAUGGUUUUGGCUUCUGUGUCCCUGUCAUCCAAGUGGAUGGAACAUUCCUUACCGGCAAGUAUAAGGGCACUCUCCUAAGCCAUCCACAACUAAGGAGAUUGCUUGCUUUUUUGGAGAAGAACACUCCUCCGAUCAUGCCAAUGAGAUAGACCCGAGCAUAUCUCUCGAUCUCAUCCUCCGGACUUUCCUCAGUUAGGGGAUGACUCUCGUAAUGCUCUCUAAAGUACCUCGUCAACCAAGUAAUUGACACUUGGUGUUUCCUCAUUGGUGGCAUGCGAUCGGUCGCAUCAACUUGCCCCUUCACUGGUACUUUUACUCCCAAAACACUAUAGAUGAAAUGAACCCAACCGGUCAUACCGUCGACAUCGUCGGGGGCAUGAUCACUGACGCACACCGGUUUGCCGUCGAUGGGGAGAUGGGUUAGGAUGGCGACAUCCUUUAGUGUGAUGGUGGCCUCUCCUUCUCUCAAGUUGAAGCAAUGGGUCUCCUUUCUCCAUCUCUCAACUAGGGCGGUGAUGAGUUGGCGAUCAACUCUUAUGCCGUUAAAAUGCCUAAUCGAGUCCAAUCGUGCCCUUUUGAGAAAGGGCAAGAUGGUUGGGUGGAAUGGGAGCACAUUGGUCGAACCCCUGUAGCGGAUUAUUGUUUGUGCCUCCUAGGGAAAAUUUACACGUUAAUUAUUAUAUAUUAGUAAGGGUUUAAUCCUUAUAAAUAAAUUACUUAAAUUAUAUUAUUUAACUUCAAGCAGAAUUUUAUUAUCAUAAAAAGCAAUUUCAUAUAAUUAACAUAAUAACAUUAUAAAUUAAUAAUAAUUUAAAGAGAUACAUACAUAUUAUCAUAAAACGAACAUCCUAAAUGAAUAAUGAUUUAAAGAGAUACAUACUAAUUAUCGUAAAAUAAACAUACUAAAUUAACUAAAUUAAAUGACAUUGUUAAUGAAUCAAUCUUUUAAAGAGAAACAUACAUAUUCAAUUGUUUGAAAUUAAUAAAAUUCCAUUUGUACACAUAAAAAUAAAUCGUAAGGAUUGUUUGGUAAAUUAUUUAAUCCUUUUGGUUGUUUUAAAUAAUUUAAUCGAAUACAAAGCAACACUCGUUAGACUCUUAGAAGAGGUAUACAUCUUCUUAGAAACGCAGUCUUGUUGACAGAAAAAGGGGGGAUCCGAGGAUCUCUUAAUGCCCGAUUUUCCCAGGGAAUGGGAGGAUAUGAUAAUCGCUUAAAACCCCAUUUCCUUAGACGUGCAUCUCUUUAUAAAGAGUCGAAGUAAGUGGCGCUAUGUAUUCGAUUAAAUUAUUGAAAACAACCAACACGAUUAAAAUUCAACAUUAAUUUAUUUUAUAUUCCACUAAAUACAUUAACAAAAUAAAAGAAGGACAAACGGUAAAGAAUUGUAUGUACCGGGUGAGCGUUCCAAACAUCCCUUGACCGAUGGUUGGGUUGGUCGUACAAGUCGGUUGGAUCCAACGGUCCUUGCUCGAGAUAAUACCGUUGGUUGUAAAUAUCGACGUCCUCCGCAGCCUACGAGAAAAUAACAACGAGGUUAGUAAAUAGAUUAAUUAAAA
Linum trigynum is the source of this 4221-nucleotide messenger RNA. The record is from the annotation of a GenBank genome assembly. NCBI's taxonomy places the organism in Eukaryota, Viridiplantae, Streptophyta, Magnoliopsida, Malpighiales, Linaceae.